UCUAUAACAUGCAUGGUGUAUCGAGGCUCAUAAGACCUUUCCCUGCAGACAAUAGUGUACUCUGAAUUGACUCAGGCACACAAAAGGUAUACAAAUUACAAUUAUCAUGGCUGUUGUGACAGAGGGACUUUAUGAUUUCGACACUUUUGACAAUAAGACACUCUUUGAAGAUUUGUUUAGCGGAGAUGAGAACUCAUCAGACGAGUCAGAGUUUGAUGUCGAGUUCACCUGUUCAAGGGGGACAGGUCUGCUGUUUUCGACCGUGUUUCAGCCCUUGGCAUACAGCUUGAUGCUUCUACUGGGCCUGACAGGGAAUGGUCUCAUGCUGACUGUGCUCCUGAAUCGCAGAGGCCUUCUGCGUGUCACUGAGAUCUACCUGCUCCACUUGGCCGUAGCCGACCUCCUGUUCCUCUUGACUGUACCCUUUGCCUUGGCUCAGAUGGUCAUGGGUUGGGUAUUUGGGGAAUUGUUUUGCAUAAUGGUGGGUCUGUUGAAUCGCCUUAACAUGUUGUGUAGCAGUCUGCUUCUGGCCUGUAUUGGUUGUGACCGUUACUUGGCCAUUGUUCACGCGGUUCCCAGCCUACAGAGCCGUCGUCCCAGAAACGUGCACCUCACCUGUUUGUUCCUGUGGCUCAUGUGUCUGAUCUUGUCUGCCCCGAAUGCUGCAUUUCUCUCUGUGGCCGAGGUUCAGACCCGUCAAACGUGCAGUUUCCACAGUCACGGCAUCCAUGCCAAAAACUGGCGUCUGACCAACCGGUUUCUGACCCACCUCUUGUGUUUUUUCUUCCCACUGGCUGUCAUGAGUUACUGCUACACAGCUGUGGUGUUUACCCUGUGCCACAGUCAGAGGAGCCUGGAGAAGCAGGGGGCCAUUCGCUUGGCCUUACUGGUCACGGCGGUGUUCUGUCUCUGCUGGCUGCCCUACAACAUCACCAUGCUGGUGGAGACCUUGGUGGAGCUGGGGGCCCUUUCUAAACAAAGCUGUGAGGCCCGUGUCCGACUGGAGCAGGCUCUGGUGAUGACAGAGUGCCUGGGGUUUACACACUGCUGUCUCAACCCCAUAUUGUAUGCUUUUGUUGGAGUGCGUUUCCGUGGUGACCUUCUCAGGUUACUAGUUAGAUGGGGCUGUGGCCGUGUUUGUCUGCCUCUCCUCAGAGCACCGCGGUCCUCUAGGUCAUCAAACUCUGAGGGAGGGACAACCACUAUCAAUAGCACGCUCGUCUGAAAAAUACCAUCUCAGCUCCACCUGUCUGACUUUAAAUUUUUUUGACAAACAUUGUUUUAUAACAGCUUAUCCCUUGUACAAGCUUCAUGUUUGGAACUAUGCUUUCUGACUGCUGUAAUUCAAUUAGGAUGUGUGAUGUUAAAUCAAAUCCAAGGUGUUCAAGCACAGUACUGUCCUGUUUAUCCAACUGCCAAAUAUUUACCAUAAUAUUGCUUGUGCUUAAUGUAAGUAUAAAAUAAAAUGUUAACCAUGUCAACCCAUCUUUAUUACCUUAUUCUGAUUUUCUCACAGACCAGU
Molecule: messenger RNA, 1522 nt
Organism: Hypomesus transpacificus
Lineage: Eukaryota; Metazoa; Chordata; Actinopteri; Osmeriformes; Osmeridae
Product: C-X-C chemokine receptor type 5
Exons: 2
Coding region: 107-1225 (372 amino acids)
Biological process (GO): chemotaxis; immune response; G protein-coupled receptor signaling pathway
Cellular component (GO): membrane
Molecular function (GO): chemokine receptor activity
Source: RefSeq, a predicted model, not a curated record